Caenorhabditis auriculariae is the source of this 7150-nucleotide messenger RNA. The record is from the annotation of a GenBank genome assembly. NCBI's taxonomy places the organism in Eukaryota, Metazoa, Nematoda, Chromadorea, Rhabditida, Rhabditidae.
AUGCUCUUGAUGGUAAUUUUUGAUUUUUGAAACUUUUUGAUCAUGAAACUUGUCCUUUUUAGAAAUAGGAACAUGACUAAUAAUUUUUUUUGGAGAAAUGUUCCGCUUUGAAAAAACCAAUUAGAGAGAGGCGUUUUCUGAAAUUUCCUUCUUUUUUUCUUGAAUCUUAACUUGUUAAUAUUUUUGUGCAAAAUAGAGAAAGCUUCCAAAAAAAGGGAUAGGAUUCGAACUUGGAUCCUUUUGAGGGUGUUUUUGAAGUCUCGGGCUGCUCUAUGAGUUCUGAUCCAGUACAGGUCCCAAAUUCGUGUAUAUUCACCUUUUUUCAAUUUCAAAAACAACUCCAAGUUGAAAUAUGUUUGAUUUACAGCUGAAUAGAACAAUUAUGGAAACAAAUUUUUCAUUCAAAUUUUGAUCUCUUGUUCAAAAUAUACUCCAAUCAAAGUCAUCUGAACUUUUUCGUUAUCGUUUUAUUUAAGCUGGUUGAUCUUUAUCAAUUUUUGAUAUGGUUCUUACAUUUUUGAACAAUUUGUGCUCACUGGUGAGGUUAGGGAAACAAGAAAAUAGCGAGUAAACAUGAGAAUCGCCAGAAUUUUCUCCAAAACAUUGUCUUUUAACUCGGUAACGAAGACCAGACGCGCUACGGACGUUUCUGAGCAAUUCUAGGGAUCACUUAAGAGUCCUGACACUCCUAAAGUGGCCACUAGAAACACCCCGGUAAUCUGCGAAAGUUCGUGGAUGGAAAAGUUAGUAGUUGAUCAUCAUGGAAACUUAAAGGGCGUCAAAGACGACAGCAUGACCGGCGAGAACGGGGAAUCCCGGUCUCAGAAGAUGGGCCUGAUCGGCGCCAUCUCCUACAUCAUCGGCAACAUUGUCGGCUCCGGAAUCUUCAUCACUCCGACGUCCAUCACCAAGGAAGUGAACUCGGUUCGUAAAUGUUCAGGCUUUGUUAUUUUCUGUUCUUUACAAUUUGAAACUCGAAACAAGGCUCAAAUUGUCUUGAUUCCUGACCUUCUGACCAGAGAAUGGUCUCAACUUUCAUACACGAUUUGAAAUAGUUCAGUGUCGCAAAAAUGCUUUAGAUAAUAGUUUUGCUUGGAUAAAAAUGAUUCCAAAGGACAGUUAGACUUCAGAUUGAAACUAUACUUCGUUUCCUAUGCUGAUUUCGAUUCUGAACCUGAAAGUUUUCAAAGAAAGGUGUAAAAAAAGUUGUGAAGUCUCAAUGUUGAAAAAUCCACUCUUUUUCACCUCGUCCGCCUAAGAUUGAGCUUUUUUUUUGGACGAUAGAUAGAUAUGACCCCGGUGAUCUCUUAGAAUAAAGUUAUUGAUUGAAUUAUGAUUUUGUCAUGUUGGUCAUAUGCAUCCGUUUUUCCAACUUUUGAGCCUUAUGACUUCUUUCAAAAAGUUCCUAGAAGUUUUUUUUGAAAGCAGUAUAAAAAUUACAUCUAAUGGAUCUUAUUUCAUUGUGAGUUAAGACCGAUUCCCGAUUUCCUGGCAUUAGAAAAAUGGCUUCCCUCAGAAAUCCAAGUUCAGGUUGGCCUUUCACUAGUAAUCUGGCUGAUGGCAGCUUUGAUCUCCCUGUUGGGUUCAUUCUGCUACGUCGAACUCGGAACCUCGAUCAGGCUCAGUGGUGGUGAUUUCGCCUACUUGUGCUUUAUGAAAUGGUUCGUUCAAUAUUUCAUUUUUGGAAGUAGAUCUCAACUUCCAGGUACCCAGUCGCCUUCGCUUUCAUGUCCAUCGGCUGUACCAUCAACUAUCCAGCGACACUGGCCGUACAAUCUCAGACUUUUGCUGAAUACGUCAUGAGGGUUCGUUUUUUACAGUUUUAUGUUCGAGCCCGACUCCUGAAAGAAAAAAUUCAAGAGAAAAUUUGUUAUUUUUAGACGUCAAAAACGCAAUUUUGUUGCCGUGCAUUAAGAGAUUCCGCGAAAUUCAAAAUAGCCGCCAAAAAGCGAAAAAUAUAACUGAAUUUGAAUUUUGCCAAAAUAAAUUUUUAACGAGGCGUGUGCAAGGGCGCCGCAGUGCAUGCACACGGCACACGACACUUUACGAAACACAUAUGAGCCGGGCGGCGUAAAAAAAAAAACGCCGUGAUUGAAUAAUAUGCUGUGUUCAAAGUAAUUUCCACAAGAUGCAAAAUUAUCUCUGACUCUCCAAAGUUAUCUUUUUCGUUCUCUGACGGCUAUUUUGCAUAUUGCUGAAUAACUGUGAACACGCCAAUAGUUUUAAAAAGGAAAUUUUUAACUCAUUUAAAUUAUCACUCAAAGCAAAGGUUACAUAUAAAAAAACUUUUUUUCCAACUUUUGCUGAUUCCAUUUCCACAUAUUCUAAUUUACAAACUAAAAAUAAAGAAAUUCCUGCCUUUAUUUUUUUGCGCGUUCCGUGUAAAAUUGCGUCGCUGUGCAACUUGGUGUGUAUUAACCUCGAAAGAUUCAAAUUUUCUAAUUCAAACUUCUUUUUUUUUGUGUUUUGUAUUUCACUUGAGGUUUAUUAUUUCUUUUUAAUGAACCUGAAAAAAACUUUUCAGGGCGCCAACAUCACCCUCGAUGAUGACUCGGCCUUCUGGGCGAAAAAGCUUCUUGGUUUCGCAUUGAUUUGUGAGUUUAUCUCAAAGUUAACGGUAUAAAGGCCAAUUUUCAGUGCUGUUGAUGUUCAUGAACUACUUUUCACUGAAAACGUUCGUCCAGCGAUUUUCAAUUCUCGCCUCCCUGGCCAAAAUCGCAGCGACCCUGUUGAUCAUCGUGACCGGCUUCUACCUUCUCCUCUUCAAGUGUUUGGCUGAUUUCCAAGCUUUAUUCAUACGAUUUCAUGUUUCAGCUGAAUCGGAAAACCUUAAGAAACCAUUCAAAGGCUCGGAUUUCUCAGCGGGUCCGAUAGUUCGUGCACUUUUCGCCGGAUUGUUCUCUUACGAUGGCUGGGAUAUUUUGAAUUUUGGCGCCGAGGAGAUUGAGAAUCCGAAAAGGUUUGCUGGCUGAAUUUUCAAAAGUCCAGAUAGCAAAAAAUGAUAUGUAUUUUUCCAGAACCAUGCCCCUGUCGAUUUUGAUCGGAAUGUCCGGAAUCGCCAUCAUCUACCUGGCCGUCAACGUCGCCUACUUUGUCGUCCUCCCUUUGGAAGUUUUCAAGGAGUCUUCGGCUGUAGCAAUUGUGAGUUUAUGUUUUUUAUUUUUGAAGACAACGAGUUUUGACCUUAAUUUGUCUUUUUUUUAAGGAUUUUGCCGAUGCUUCACUCGGAAAAGCCGCAUUUGUCAUGCCAGUUAUGGUGGCAAUUCUACUCGUCGGCUCUUUGAACAGUACCAUGUUCUCGGCUAGCAGGUACACUUCGAUUUCGAAAAAAAAAGUCACGCCUAUUUUUUCUCCGUAGAGUGUCGUGUAUCGUGUGCAUACACUGCGCCGCCUUCGCGCAGAAAAUUGCGUUCAUGUGUAAAAAUUUCGAUUCGUCUCAAAGACCUCUGGCAAUAAGGCGGCCUGCGCCUUUAAUAUGCCCUGUUAUUUACGCUCCCGUUCUCUUGACGUCACGUGGGAACAGUGUAUAUUUUGGCUCCGCCCACCGUGUUUUUGGUUUCCUUCCUUUAACAAGAAUGCCGUGAUUUCAGAGUAGGAAAGAUAGAAGUUUGAACUCCCGCUAAAAGCUCGUUUCACAGUAAAGUUGCUCUAUGGACAAAUGUACUCAUAUCUUGGGUUUCUUUGGAAUAAACAGACGCCAUGAUAUAGUCUGAAACAUCGUUUUUUUUGCCGGAAAUUUAAAAAAGUAAAAUAAUUUUUUCAGAUACUUGCAAGCAGUCUCGCGCCAAGGACACCUUCCUUCCUUCAUUUCUGGAAUCGCGCCCCAUUGCGACUCGCCGCGAGCUGCUCUUUUUGUUCAUGUCCGUUGUUUGGAAAUAAUUUUAAUUCCUACUGAGGAGAUACUCAGUGGUCCCUAUAGGGGCCCUUGAACUUUCCCCUCAAGGGACUACCUUUCCUCCCCUUAAAAGGCCACUAAUACUUGCAAAAAUGGUCCCUGUAGGGGAUAUGUUAAUCGAAUAUUUUUUUAUAUUCCAUGAGAAAAUUCCAUGCGGAAAACCUGACAAAUUAGCGUGUAGGAAAAGCGAUCAAGUUUUUCUUUUUAAUUUUCAGAUCUGAAAAUAAGUUCAAAGAUCCCUUUAGGGACCACUUUAGUUAUAUGGGGCUUAGGGAUCAGAAUCUAAACCCCUAUAGGGACACUUACCAUUUACAUUGAAAAAUUAACGCUAUAUCAGAAGAUCGAGGAAAAAAAAAUGAGCCCUUUAGGGACCCCCUUGACUAUUUCACACAUGACGUCAUCCACGACGAUUUGAAACUGUCUGACCUGUCUGCGCUCUCUUUUCUCUCGCCGGAGAGGUUUUAGAAACAUGAAAAGAAAGAGAGAGCGCAGAAAGGUCAGACUGCCUCAAAAAUAAUAGAGUAUGGAUUUUCUUCUCAGGUACUCGUAUCCAUGGCCGUUUCAUUCAUGGGCGAUCCGGACGACUUGAUUAACUAUGUCGCGUUUGCCCAGUGGUCCCAACGUGCCUUCACGAUGUCCGCUUUGAUUUGGGUCCGAUUCCGGUGGGUUUUCCGAUUCACUGCGACAAAAUAAGGAAUUCCAGACUGCUCCCUAUAGGAGUUAGGAUGGAAAAUAGUCCCUAUAGGGGCUGAAAAAGAUGUCCCUGUAGGGAUGAAAUUAGCAUAGUUCCUAGAGGGGUUUAGGGUCCGACCCCUCAGCCCCAUAUAGCUCAAGUGGACCCUAUAGGGAUUAAAAAUGUUCAAUUGUUGAGUUGCUUCUUGGCUCAGAGUUCAUAGAAAUUAUCGACUAGCGUCCCCUAUAGGGGCCAAUAACUAAAAACUCUAAAGAGACCACUUUUGAAAGCUUUAGUGGCCUCUAAAGGGGUUGGUAAAGUGGUCCCUAAAAGGACUACUCUAGAGUUCCUAGGGAACAUUUUGUCUGAGUGUCUGCGUUCCCUAGAGACGCCAGAGUGGCCCCUAGAGGGGUUAGAGAAAUAAAAAGUGCCAGUAGGAGACAAAAUAGGGCCACCUAAAGGGCUAAAGUUAAGGGCUUAAGGAAACCCCUUUAGGGUCCUCUCUGCCGUUCUUAUCUCUCUCCUUCCUUUUUAGAAGAGAGAACAGGAGAGCGCAGGCAAGUCAUACUGCAAUUUUCACAUAGAAUUCGGCAAGUUGAAGUAUAUUCUGUUCAUGUUUUGUUUUUCAAGCUCCGCCCCUAAUGAUGUGAUUAACCAAUCAGAGAGCCAUUUCGAAUGACGUCAUUUUACUGAAAAUUGAGAUUAAGAAAAUCCUGUAGCUGAGGAGCCGUGUAACGAGAAAAAAUAGCAAAAGAGGUCAUAAUCGGAAGGGACCACUUGAGGGGACAGCAAUUCGUUUUCUUAUUCAAUCUUUGAAAAAAUCAUAGUUUUCCUAAAUCUUCACUGAUUUUUAUGGUUACCAUACCGUCUGGAAGCUCUUGUAAUGACCUUUCGAUGUUUUUAAAUUUCGCCCUCAUUAAUUGAAAUUUUUCCAGAAACCAGCCGCUUCACCCCGACCGGAUAAGACUGCCGAUCGUUUUCCCCAUUUUGUUCUUUCUCAUCUGUACAACUAUGGUUUUUUAAUCCAUUUUUUUGAUUCUGAGAAGUCAAUUUUCAGGUGGUGAUCAGUAUUUUAUCAGAUUUCAGCUCCUCGGCGGUUGGGCUAGGUAAAGUUUCCAUUGAAAAAAGGACAUUUUGACUUUUUUAUAGACGUUGUAACAUAUUUUCUGAUUUUUUUUUCAAAAGGAUUCAAAAAAUGACUUUUUUUUCGCAGAAAAGUACAAAAAUCGCGAGUUUUUAUCUAUAAUUACGAGCCAUCAAUUUCUUUUUUUCUAGGAAUUUUACUCGGUGGCCUGAUUAUAUUCUUUUAUUUUUUUGUCUGGGAACGAGCCUUGCCGUCCGUCAAGGCCUACGAGAACAUCUCCAAUACUAUUGAUGGUGGGCUCAUUUUUCAAUUUUUGAUUUUUUUUCACAAACUGAAACGCUUUGAAACCGUUUCCUAUGAUUCAAAACAAGGAAUAUUCUGAAGAAUGUAGUUCAAAAUUGCGCCCGACCUUAAGCGACUUUUCGAUUGGGAAAUCAGACUUUUUAAUUGUUCAUUCGAUGAAGAAUGACGUCAUUAAAAAUUGAAAGUAUUCGGAGGGAGGUUAUUUUUUCCUUGAGGCUCAACAGUUGCACGUGACCUAAACCGGCUUCUGUCUAUGCUGAGAGUUAUUAUUCGAAAGCGUUCGUAUUAUGAAGAGUCAUGCCGUUCAAGAAAGAAAGAUAACUUUCUUUGGGUGGACAAAAGUUGCGCCCGACCUUAGGCAACUUUUCGAUUUUAAAAUCAGACUUUUCAAUUGUCCAUUCGAUGAAGAAUGACGUCAUUCAAAACUGAAAGCAUUCUGAGAAAGGAAGUUUCUCUCUUGAGGGCCAACAGUUGCGCCCGACCUUGAGCGACUUGUUGUCAAUGCUGAGAGGUGCUAGAGAGCGGAAGUAGUCUCUGGUCUUGUGCACGAAAAACCAUGACCUCUUUUUUUGUAGUUGUAUAAGUCCUUUUUUUCCAGAAGAAACAACGAAAUUCAUCCAAAUAGUGCUCAACGUGAUGCCGGAACGGGUCGGCGACGAGGAAAUGAAACACGCGAUCGGCGAUGUCGACACGAAUGUCAAGAGCCAUAAGGUUGGUCAAAUAAACCUUCGUGUUUUAGGAUAUUUCCAAAAAUUGAUUUUUCGGAACUGUUUUUUUAUUCUCGGCUUGAAACGGGUAUCAGCGGUUCAUAAGCAAAGCAAUUUUGGCGCCAAUUUAAAAAUAAAGACUAAUGGAUUUUUAUGUAAUAUUAACGCUGAAAAAAACCUUGUAUAAAAAAAUAUAAAAUAGGGACACCAGUCACUUUCUCCAUGGAGCGUACUUGAUCCAACUUUCAGAAAUUAUUUUAAAUUCAGAAAUUAUUUUGAAUUUCGCGAAAAUUAAUUUUGAACACGGCGUGUGCGAGAACGCCGCAGUACAUGCACACAAAACACUACACCUUACGGGAAAAAAAAAUUCAUUAAAAAUGAUUUUUAAGGUAUCCCCAAGCGAAAUCGAUUUGACGUCACCAACUCGAACCACGUUUACCAGGUCAUCGUCACCAGCUCCCCCCGGCGACUUUGAUACCCACCUCUAG